AUGGCGUGCAAGACCCGCCUUUCAGCGGCGCUAGCAAUCACCUUGUUGCUGGCGGCCGCCAGCUGGCAGACGACGUCAGCCCAGGCCAUUGUGAGUGACGUGUGCGCCACUCCCUCCACGACAGUUCUCAAGGCCAACGCGUCGACUGUCACCCGCGGGGUGUUCAGUCCCACCAUCGCGCCUGUUGCCCACAUCCAGAGUGGCGAGAUCAUCAUCGGCGAGUGCGUCACCCAGCGUGGGAGCAACGACUAUGCCAAGCUGAUCAAGGGCGAUCCCGGCGUUGAGGACAUUUUCUUCCAGGCUACCGGCUCCAACCGGUCCAACAGCUACAAUGUCCAGGCCGGGAACGGGGGGCACAUCCUGACUGGGCCCAUCCAGGUUUGCGGUGCCAAGGCGGGAGACGUCCUUAAGGUGGAGAUCCUGGCGCUCGAUCCCCGCAAGAACCCCUCCACGGGCAAGUGCUACGGCGCCAACACGCAGGGAACCUCGGGUUAUCCCGCUCAGGUGACCAACACGUCCGGCGUCAAUUUCACCGACUCCGCCAUCAUCAUCUAUGACGUCAUCGCCGAUGAGACCGGCCAGUGGGGCUAUCCAGUGUACCAGUUCAUGGUGCCCAGCACGGUAAUUGGCCCCGAUGGCAAGACCGGCGGCCAGGUUUACCCGCACCCGGUUAACUACGGAGUGCCCGGCGCGAACGGCGCCUUUGACCCGUCGCAUCUGGGCUUCCUGAAACGUCUCGCGCCCGCGAACGCGCUCGACUACGGCAAGAACUCCACGUCCCCCAUCAUCGGCGCGUCGAGCGGCCCCCCCAGCAACUUCGGCGGCAACAUCGACAACUGGAGGAUCGGCGCCGGUGUCACCAUCUACUACAAGGUGCAAGUCGACGGAGGGCUGCUGUCAUUCGGCGAUUGCCACGCCGCCGAGGGCGACUCCGAGCUUUCCGGCAACGCCAUCGAGGCGUCCCUGACCGGAACUUUCCGCAUCACCACCCUUCCGGAGGCGACUCUGCCUGCCGCCCUCAAAAACAUGAAGGCGCCCGUUAUGGAAACCAAGGACUACAUUCUGGUGCACGGGUUCGCCUACAACGACUACAUCUCGGAGCUGACCAAGCCCAGGUAA
This is a messenger RNA of Klebsormidium nitens, 1119 nucleotides long. The record is from the annotation of a GenBank genome assembly. Lineage: Eukaryota; Viridiplantae; Streptophyta; Klebsormidiophyceae; Klebsormidiales; Klebsormidiaceae.